AGACUGUCUCCGUUCUAUUAUGAAGAGAGUGAAUCAUAAAGAUCCCCAUGUUGCUAUGCAAGCAUUAACACUUCUAGGAGCAUGUGUAUCAAACUGUGGUAAAAUCUUUCAUUUAGAAGUCUGUUCAAGAGAUUUUGCCAGUGAAGUAAGCAAUGUGUUGAAUAAGGGUCAUCCAAAAGUUUGUGAAAAGCUGAAAGCCCUUAUGGUGGAAUGGACUGAUGAAUUCAAGAAUGACCCACAGCUUAGUUUAAUAUCUGCUAUGAUAAAAAAUCUUAAGGAACAAGGAGUUACUUUCCCAGCUAUUGGUUCACAGGCUGCUGAACAGGCAAAAGCCAGUCCAGCUCUAGUUGCCAAAGAUCCUGGUACAGCAGCCAACAAAAAGGAAGAGGAGGAUUUGGCUAAAGCUAUUGAACUGUCACUAAAGGAGCAAAGGCAACAGCAAACAACACUUUCCAGUUUGUAUCCGAGCACCUCAAGCCUUUUAACAAAUCACAAACAUGAGGGCCGAAAGGUUCGUGCAAUCUAUGAUUUUGAGGCUGCUGAAGACAACGAAUUAACUUUUAAAGCCGGAGAACUUAUAACUAUCCUUGAUGACAGUGAUCCAAAUUGGUGGAAAGGUGAAACUCAUCAGGGUAUAGGAUUAUUUCCAUCUAAUUUUGUAACAGCUGAUCUUUCUGCUGAGCCAGAAAUGAUGAAAGCUGAGAAGAAAACUGUGCAGUUCAGUGAUGAAGUUCAAGUAGAGACAAUAGAACCUGAGCCUGAACCAGUUUAUAUUGAUGAAGAUAAAAUGGAUCAACUCUUGCAGAUGUUACAAAGUGCAGAUCCAUCUGACGACCAGCCAGACCUCCCAGAAUUGCUUCAUCUCGAGGCAAUGUGCCACCAGAUGGGACCUCUCAUAGAUGAAAAGUUGGAAGAUAUAGACAGGAAGCAUUCAGAACUUUCAGAGCUCAAUGUUAAAGCAAUGGAGGCUCUUUCUUUGUAUAACAAAUUGAUGAAUGAAGACCCAAUGUAUUCCAUGUAUGCAAAACUACAAAACCAACAGUAUUAUAUGCAGUCAUCUGGUGUUUCUGGCUCUCAGGUUUAUCCGGGCCAACCUCAAAGUAAUGCAUAUUUGGUGGCAGGGAGUGCACAGAUGGGCCAUAUUCAAGGCUAUAAUCUUCCUCCUGAACAACUCUCUUCUCUCAGCCAAGGCACAGUUACUCCAUCUGCCAGCUCAGUACUGCCUGGUCAGCCUACACAGACAUCUUACACAAAUACAAUGGUUGGCUCUGUUGCUGGAAAUACUUACUCUAACCAGGCUUCAGUGUAUAGUCCACCAGCUGCUACUGUUGAUGUUGCUGCUUAUCAGAAUGCUGGAACUAAUAUGUCCCAGGUGCCAAACUAUAACUUAGCAUCUACACCUCUGCCACAGACAGCAGGCAGUCAACAAGCACCGCCACAACAACCACAGCCUCCACCACCUCAACAACCACAGCAUAGUUACUCACAGAAGGCUCUGCUAUAGGAUCCAGGACUUCUGAUUCCAAAUCCUCUUUAACCUCUGCUAAAGGCAGUUGGCAAUUCUAUGAGUUUCUUCCUUUAAUCUCUUUAAACUUUGUUUAUCCUCAGCUUAAUAAGCAUCUAUCUUGGUGAACAAGUUCAAUUUGCACUGACUUUUUAGGAUUUUUUUUUUUUAAUUUUGCAGAGGAACAGAUAUAUUUAGGACAUUUAAUUCCUUUUAAAAUGCCUAAAAAAUGGUACAAGAUUAUUUAUGUCUGGUAAAAUUGGCUAGUCUGUGAAA
Phaethon lepturus (White-tailed tropicbird) is the source of this 1780-nucleotide messenger RNA. RefSeq names its product signal transducing adaptor molecule (SH3 domain and ITAM motif) 1 (gene STAM). The transcript is spliced from 12 exons. Gene Ontology annotation, cellular component: ESCRT-0 complex. Gene Ontology annotation, molecular function: phosphatidylinositol binding; ubiquitin binding. Lineage: Eukaryota; Metazoa; Chordata; Aves; Phaethontiformes; Phaethontidae. Gene Ontology annotation, biological process: protein transport to vacuole involved in ubiquitin-dependent protein catabolic process via the multivesicular body sorting pathway. Bases 20 to 1504 code for a protein of 494 amino acids. The record is from RefSeq and is a predicted model, not a curated record.